This is a messenger RNA of Clupea harengus (Atlantic herring), 4019 nucleotides long. It is a transcript of the gene dcaf6, whose product is annotated as ddb1 and cul4 associated factor 6. Gene Ontology annotation, biological process: positive regulation of transcription by RNA polymerase II. Gene Ontology annotation, molecular function: protein binding. Lineage: Eukaryota; Metazoa; Chordata; Actinopteri; Clupeiformes; Clupeidae. The record is from RefSeq and is a predicted model, not a curated record. Gene Ontology annotation, cellular component: Cul4-RING E3 ubiquitin ligase complex; cytoplasm.
UAGCACGCUUUGCGUAGAAGGUACUGAGCAAUGCGCAGUUAUGAUGUACUCCAACCCCCCCUAGAUGUCUGCGUUUGUUGGACCUUGCAGUUCAUUGGACGUGGGGAUUUGACACAAGAGAGAGAGAGUAGCUUGAUUGCAGCUAAAUAACAAACAACAGACUGGACAGCAUUGAGAGGGCUUUGGGGAACCUUGGGAUGCAGUUGGUAGGUGUUGAGCGUGCUAAAUGGGAAAGGAGAAUCAACCCCAACUUAUUGCGCUCUCAUAUGUUCUUUAACUCGAUGAUAAACAGGACGUUCGGGAUCCCAAAAUAAAGUAAAGGAGACAGAGAUCAUUAUUUGUUAGCUUUCCAUCCUUUCGAUGCUGUUUUUAAAAGAGAAGAGGAGCUUCGAGCACAAUGUCCUGCCCCGGUAACCUGGUUUGGGAUGUAAGGAAGAGAUCCAUUGGGUAUAGUGACCCAAGUGUUCUAAGGAUCAACUAUAUAGGGAGAAGGGAAUUUGUCCAGCGCUUGAAGCUUGAAGCCAUACUGAAUGUACACGAUGGCUGUGUCAAUACCAUAUCCUGGAAUGAUACGGGAGAAUACAUCCUAUCAGGUUCUGAUGACACCAAUUUAGUCAUCACCAACCCUUACAACAGAAAGGUCAAGGCGACUAUAAGGUCAGGGCACCGGGCGAACAUCUUCAGCGCAAAGUUUAUGCCACACACUAAUGAUCAGCAGAUCGUGUCCUGCUCAGGAGAUGGCAUCAUCUUCUACACCCACACAGAGAAGUGCCCUGACCUCAACCGGCAAUGCCAAUUCACCUGCCACUACGGCACAGCCUAUGAGAUUAUGACCGUACCCAACGACCCCUACACCUUCCUGUCGUGUGGAGAGGACGGCACGGUGCGGUGGUUUGACCUGCGCAUGAAGACCAGCUGCACCAAAGAGGACUGUAAAGAUGACAUUUUGAUAAAUUGCCGCAGGGCUGCUACCUCGAUAUCCAUCUGCCCCCUUGUCCCCUACUACCUGGCCGUCGGCUGCUCCGACAGCUCAGUAAGGAUUUACGACAGAAGAAUGCUUGGCACAAGAGCUACGGGUAACUAUAUGGGACGGGGCACGACGGGUCUCUGUGUGCGAUUUGUCCCUGCCCACCUCUCCAACAAGUCGUGUCGUGUGACAUCGCUGUGCUACAGCGGUGAUGGGCAGGAAGUCCUGGUCAGCUACUCGUCGGACUACAUCUACCUGUUUGACCCCAAAGACGACCAGGCCCGCGAGCUCAAGGGGCCAUCAGAAGAGAGGAGGGAGGAGCUGAGGCAGCCUCCAGUUAAACGGUUGCGUCUGAGAGGAGACUGGUCGGACACGGGACCUCGUGCUCGUCCGGAGAGUGAGAGAGAGCGGGAUGGGGAGCAAAGCCCGAACGUGUCCCUGAUGCAGAGGAUGUCUGACAUGCUGUCGCGCUGGUUCGAGGAGGCCAGUGAGGCCCAGAGCAGUAGAGGGCGCUCUCAAGCCCGACCCAGAGGCACUUCUGCCCGGCCAGAGGUUGGAGAGGCUGCGUCUGCUGCCCCAACCCCAGGUCCCCAGGCUGCAGAGGGGGCAGUCGACAUGGACAGCCCUUCUGCUGCCUCCGCCACAGCUGCCCCUUCUACUGCCCCUACCCCAUCAACCUCUUCUCCUGCACCUGUUACUGCCCCUGCCCCUGCAUCAGCCCCGACGGAACCCGUCCCAGAAUCCACCGCAGCCUCCACUUCCUCCUCAGGUUCCUCCUCCACGGUCACAGCCCCACCCCCUUCCACCUCAUCCUCCAAUGAGGCCGCGGCGUCCUCUUCCUUGUUGUUGUCCUGUCCGGACUCGGAACAGAAGAGCCAGGCAGAGGCGGAGGCUGAAGCCACGCCCACUGCCACGUCCACUGCCACGUCCACACCCACAUCCACACUCACACCUACCGCCCUUCCGGAGGCUGUCCUCUCAGAGUAUGGCCCUCGCCGGCUGCCUGUGAGUUUAAUAUGCAGGCGCUUGCAGAGGCUCCUGCUCUUGGCCGACCCCCCAGGACAGAGCCCACGAGGAGGCCCUGAGCCCCCCCCAGACGAGCGCCCCGCAGGGGCCGCUGCCGACAUCGCCCCCCCUGCAGAUUCCCCCUCGUCUGUGGUAAACAAACAGCUCGGAUCCAUGACUCUGGAUGAGCAGCAGGGUAGCAUGGAAGCCUCAGGGACUGUAAGCUCGAGUACGGGUGGAGCUGCAGGUGGAGUGAGUGAAGAGAUGGCAGUCACACCUGGGCCUCCACCUGAGCCCACGCCCCUGCCAGCCCCCCCGUCAGCCUCCACCUCCUCCAUCACUGCUGGCACCAGCUACAGCAGCUCUGUGUCUGCGAGCAGCCGGUCUGGUACAUCAGAACCGGUUCUGAGUCUUCAUUACAGCACAGAGGGGACCAUCACCAGCACCAUCAAACUCAACUUCACAGACGAGUGGAGCAAUCCUGCCUCCAGCUCCAUAGGGGCCGGCACUGGUGGUCGUAAGCCUGAUGAGAGUCAGGCAGCAGAGAGAGUGGUCUCUCCUCCUGGUCAGGCAGCCCAGGACAGGCUGGCUCCUCCGGCCCGCUCGAGCGACUCUGACCGCGGCAAAGAGAAGGUCUCCGCCGCCUCUCAGGGCAGCUCUUCGGCACAGGCCCCUGCCCCGGUACAGCCCAGUGCCCCCCGCACAGCCGACACCGGGGGCCCGUCAUCCUCCUCCUCCUCCUCCUCUGUUCCCUCCUCUUCUUCAGGGACCCUGGGUGCCGGUGCGGAGGGGGUGGGGGGGGACGAGUCCUGCAGGCGGGCGGAACCCCCGGGAGAGGGAGAUCCCGCCCAGCCGCCUCGUGCCAACCAGGACUCGGAUGACAGCGACGACGACCCCAUCCUGAUCCCCUCUGCGCGCUACAGAGGAGGACAGGGACAGAGGUUUAAUUUCAGAGGAACACCAGUAGGGGAUAGGAUGAUCAGGCGUUCCGCCGCGGCCCGAAUCCAGGAGCUGUUCCGCCGUAGGAAGGAGCGUCGAGAGAUGGAGGAGAGCGAGACACAGAACAUCAGGAGACCUACGGUCAAGAUGGUGUACAAGGGCCACCGCAACUCCAGAACCAUGAUUAAGGAGUCGUGUUUCUGGGGCAACAACUUUGUGAUGAGCGGCUCAGACUGCGGUCACAUCUUCAUCUGGGACCGGCACACGGGCGAGCACCUCAUGCUGCUGGAGGCUGACAACCACGUGGUCAACUGCCUGCAGCCACACCCCUACGACCCCAUCCUGGCCUCGUCUGGUAUUGACUACGAUAUCAAACUUUGGUCUCCGCUGGAGCAGACCGCUUCCUUUAACAGAGACCUUGCUGAGGAGGUGAUCGCUCGUAAUGAGCUGAUGCUGGAGGAGACCAGGAACACAAUCACAGUACCGGCCUCCUUCAUGCUGCGGAUGCUCGCCUCGCUCAAUCACAUCAGAACGGACCGUCUUGAAGGUGACCGCUCAGAAGGAUCCGGACAGGACAAUGAAGAUGAGCAGGAUUCUUAAGUUGCCCUACUCGGGAAAAUCAGCGAAAGAGAAAAGAAAACUUCUUUUGCAGUGAAAGCACUUGGACAUUUUGGAUUUGUACGAGUCAUGAAAACAAACAUGUAGAAUAUUUCCUUAAAAAUGUAGCUCUAGGUCCAUUUGUAGGCCCCCCCCCCCCCCAUUCUUUUUUAUGAUGACUUUCUUACUGACGUGUCCUUUUGAGUUAUGUGCAUAUGAAUAAGAAAAAAAAGUGUGAAUGCAAGCCAGAUGAUCUAUAUAAAGACCAUGGAAGAGAUACUGAGGUGCCUGGUCUCCCCAGAGCAUUAAGUGCAAUAUUUUUGUUAAUGGCAGAGUUUGAGACGUGGUCCGUCGUUUAAGUGUGAGAUUUCUAACUGUAGCCCAUGAGGUUUAAAAAAAAAAAGGAAAAAGAAAAAAAAGAAUACCUGAAAACGUUUGUAUGACGGUUGUGCAUGUAAAAUAUGAGAAAUUAUGCUUUAAAAUAAACCAUUUUAUUGUUGGAAGAAACCUA